Molecule: messenger RNA, 894 nt
Organism: Pyrus x bretschneideri (Chinese white pear)
Lineage: Eukaryota; Viridiplantae; Streptophyta; Magnoliopsida; Rosales; Rosaceae
Exons: 5
Coding region: 1-894 (297 amino acids)
Molecular function (GO): nucleic acid binding
Source: RefSeq, a predicted model, not a curated record
AUGGAUUUGAGGUCCACUGGAGUGAAGUUAGGGGUGGAAGCACAAGAGGAAGCUUUACUUGCUAAUUUUCAGGUCAGGCCGAUACUAAUUGAUCGAGUGCUUGAGGCUCAAAUGAAUGAUGAGGGAAUUCAAGAGUUAAUUCGGGCAAGAAAUGAAGGGAAAAAGAAAGAUCUCAGAAUUCGGGAGACUGAUGACAUGCUUAUACAGGAGAACAUAAUGUAUGUGUUGAAUAAUGUGGAAUUAAAGAAAGAAAUUUUGAAUGAAGUGCAUAUCUCGGCAUAUGCGAUGCAUCCUGGAGAGAUGGAAAUGGGAAAAUAUUACAAUGGAUUUCUGUAUAAAUUUCCUCGUACACGGAAUGGUUAUGAUGGUGUUUGGGUGAUUGUUGAUCGGUUUACUAAAUCAGCACACUUUAUUCCAGUAAGGGAGAAAUAUUCUUUAAGCCGAUUAGCUGAAUUGUUCAUAUUGAAGAUUGUUAAGUACCAUGGGGUUCCAUUUGGUGAUGAGUGGCAUCAUCGUUUAGAUUUGAUGGAGUUUGCCUACAACAAUAGUUACCAUUCGAGGAUUGGUAUGUUACCUUUUGAGGUACUUUAUGACAAGUCUUGUUGUACGCCAUUAUGUUGGUUAGAAGUUGGUGAAAGAGUUUUGGUGGGCCCCGAGAUUGUAGAUGAGACUACUCAGAAUACUCAGCUAUCGCCAUGGAAAGGUGUGGUACGGUUCGGGAAAAAGGACCCAUCACAUGUGAUACCUCCUCAACCAUUGGAAAUUAAUCCAGACUUGACUUAUGAAGAGGAACCAGUGACGAUUUUGGAUUGGAAGGAUAAGGUUCUGAGGAAUAAAAACGUGCGUUUAGUGAAAGUUUUGUGGAUGAAUCACUCGGUGAAGGAAGCCACUUAG